UUUUUUUAUCAUUGUUCAAGGUUCACAUGUUAAGGUUUACACAAAUUGUUCAGCAGUGACUAUAAGCCCCUCCCCACAAUUUACGGCUAAAUAUUAGUAUAAGAUCUAAAAGGUGAAAGCCCACACUGUUUCUUAUCUUCCCCGAACUGACCCAGUUAAACAAAAUCCCAUUUCUCAGCUAGAAGUUGAUAGAACCAGGUAAUAUCCAUAUAGCUAUCCACUUUGCUGGGUCUAUCAUAUUGAUAUUCAUAGCUCCAGGUUCUACCAAGUGUUUCUCUUUUAACAGUUUCUUGUUUUUCGAAUAUUCAAACAUUGGUCUCUGGUUUAUUCUGGUUUCAAUGCUGGAAGAAACUCAUACAUUAAGUUCAUACAGUUAGUUUGAUAGAUCAUAGAUGGCUAUUUCUGUGUAAACAGACAUAUACAUGGCUUGUUUUCCUGUUGUUUACAAUACUGGGUUUCUCAUUUCUCAAGAGAAAUUGGGAGUUCAUUGUGGAAAAACCAAGUCUUUGGUUAGGUAUAGAGGUUUUUGUUGUAGUUCAUUUGUAUUGCCCUCUCUGGGGUUCUCUAUAUGUUGCAAAUCUCUACAUGGGUUGUCCUGGAACAGUAAGCUUAGUUCAAUAAUUAAUGGGAAAAGUGGAUUGGGGUUUUAUAAUUGUUGUAAAUCUCAACGUGGGUUGUUGUCUUGUAACAAUGGAAUUGUGCCACUUAGGAGUGGAAACACUGGAGAUAAACAGACCCACUUGGGUGAAAGAGAGAAUGGGUAUUUAAGAUUUAGAAGGGAGUUUUCAUUAAGAUUACGCCCGAGGUUAAGGUUAUUACGUAUAAGACUUAAAAAAGUUUUGAUUAGCUCAAUGUUGAAUGAAGUUAAAACAUUUUUGCGGAAGAAUUUGAGACGAGUGGCUCUUUUAUCAAUUUCUAUUGCAUUGGGGUUGUGCUAUUUGUUAGUGAAAUUAACGGCAUUGCCGGCUCCAACAAUUGUUCCAUAUUCCAACUUGAUAUUGAGCCUUCAAAAUGGAUCUGUUACGAAGGUUUUACUUGAAGAGGGAUCUCGUCGUAUAUUUUACAAUACUGACUUGCAAAGUGUUGCGAGUACUCAAACAUCAAAUGAGGAAUCACCAGUAAUAAAUGUUGCAACUGAGAAUGAAGCUGAUAAGGUUGCAACAGAUGAUGGUUCAAAAACUGGCAAAGCACUGAAUUUGAGCAUAUUGAAAAAAUUCUCUAGAACUCGAGCUUCUAAGCCUGAGUGGCAGUAUUCAACGAGAAAAAUUGAUCAUGAUGAGAAGUUUCUCCUUAGUUUGAUGAGAGAGAAGGGAAUUACAUAUAGCUCGGCCCCUCAAUCAGUGUUGGCGUUGAUGAGGAGGACUUUGAUAACUAUUAUAUCUUUAUGGAUUCCUCUGAUUCCUUUGAUGUGGCUUCUUUAUCGGCAACUCUCUGCUGCGAAUAGCCCAGCAAGAAAGCGGCAACCAAAUAAUCAGAUGGUUGGGUUUGAUGAUGUGGAGGGUGUUGAUGCUGCCAAGGUGGAGCUUAUGGAGAUAGUUUCAUGCCUGCAAGGAGCUGUUAACUAUGGAAAGCUAGGAGCAAAAUUACCUAGAGGUGUAUUGCUUGUGGGCCCUCCUGGAACAGGAAAAACAUUACUGGCCCGUGCAGUGGCUGGAGAAGCUGGAGUGCCAUUUUUCACUGUUUCUGCAAGUGAGUUUGUGGAAAUGUUUGUUGGAAGAGGAGCAGCUCGCAUACGAGACCUUUUUAAUGUGGCAAGGAAGUGUGCUCCUUCAAUCAUAUUCAUUGAUGAACUUGAUGCAGUUGGGGGCAAGCGCGGUAGAAGUUUUAAUGAUGAACGUGACCAAACACUAAACCAGUUGCUGACAGAAAUGGAUGGAUUUGAGUCAGACAUGAAAGUAGUUGUUAUUGCAGCCACUAAUAGGCCUGAAGCAUUGGAUCCAGCUCUCUGUAGGCCUGGUCGCUUCUCAAGAAAAGUACUUGUAGGAGAACCAGAUGAUGAAGGAAGGAAAAAGAUAUUGGCUGUACAUUUGAGAGGAGUUCCUCUAGAGGAAGACGUACAUCUUAUCUGUGAUCUAGUUGCUUCCCUGACUCCAGGUUUUGUAGGUGCUGAUCUUGCCAACAUUGUCAAUGAAGCUGCAUUACUUGCUGCUCGUAGAGGCAGUGAAACUGUGACAAGGGAAGAUAUAAUGGAGGCUAUUGAAAGAGCAAAAUUUGGAAUCAAUGAUAAGCAGCUGAGGCCCGGUACACUAAGCAAGGAACUUGGCAAACUGUUCCCCUGGAUGCCUGCUCUGGUGGGAAGGAAUGACACCCGACAGAAUGGACUGCAAGGUCCUCUAGGCUAUCAAACUCUUAGCUAAGGGCAUGGGAAUUGAGAUGGAUUUUCAACACACCAGAGAAGGGACUGCUCUGUGCUGCACUGUCUUCACAUCUUUUAACUUCCUAACUAAACAUACAACUAAAUGUGUAACAUAUUCUAAUACCAUCUACAAUGGAAAUGAUAGUCCAAUUAUAUAUUGCAUCCUUCUUUGGGAGUGACUGCUUCAAUCACAAUAGCAGUAUCACACUCCAUUAUGACUCUGUUCCAUCCCUCUCCAAUGCUCCAAUUGCUUUGACAUUGGUUUAAUGAUUUUUGUCCAUGCUUGAAACAUUCUGCCUUAUGGUCCUUGUGAUAACUGAUAGGCAGCCUUGCUUCUUCCUCAUUUUCUACAUCAACAUAAUCUUAAUAAAGCUCUCUUGAGGGGAGGAAUGGCGCUCCAUGGUGGGAGGCUUUGAUUCACUGCCAUUAUUGGGUUUUUACUUUUGAAGCUAGUGCAUGCUUUUGUCACAAUGGUUGAAACUUCCAUGUGUAAAUAUUUAAGUCUUCAGGCAAACCUUAUUCCAACCUUGCGGAUUGUCUCAUUGUCACUGCUGCAUAAAGUGUAAACUGGUCUUUUGGGAUUCAUGGGUCUAGAAGAUUUCUGGUGUGUUUGCUAGCUGUCCAGUAGGGACAACUUCUCUCCAUACUGCUUCCAUUUCCUGCUUCUUUUUCACUCUACUUUCUCCAUAAAUGAAUCAAAGCCUUGAGUUAAAUUACAAUAAAUAGGCCAAACUUUAUUUGACCUCGAAAACAAUCAGUGCACCUUUUUUUUUUCUUUGUUUGCCGAACAAUAAAACCCCAGAAACCCGUUCUGCAUUGAUUGACAUUUGGUACUGCUCAAUCUCAACCUGGUAUCAUUGGAGCUUCCUUGGAAUUUUGAACUACAGACCUCUUAAGAUUCAGUCCCUCAGUUUACAUUGGACCAAUAGGCCAUCUAUAAAUAUAUAUACUCACAUAGAAACACGUUCAGCCUACAUAUAUGCUCAAAGGAUGUCUCAUUUUAAGUGGCCAUGAUGUUUGGGCUCGGAGUUCAGACAAUCCAAAAGAUCAGUCUCCCCUUUUGGUCUUUAGGAAAUUUUUGCCAGAGCUUUAGCCAGUUAUUAUGUGACCUUUCAAGCUUUUGUAUCAGUUUUUUUCCCCAAUAAGAACAAAAAAUUUCACAAAUUUUCCACAAUUGUUGAGGUAGUCUAUUGUGAUUGGUGCACAAUAAAAGUGGUGUAUGUAGAGGGUCUAUGUACAAGUGAUGUUGCAC
Molecule: messenger RNA, 3608 nt
Organism: Quercus robur (English oak)
Lineage: Eukaryota; Viridiplantae; Streptophyta; Magnoliopsida; Fagales; Fagaceae
Product: probable inactive ATP-dependent zinc metalloprotease FTSHI 3, chloroplastic
Exons: 5
Coding region: 423-2357 (644 amino acids)
Biological process (GO): proteolysis
Cellular component (GO): chloroplast thylakoid
Molecular function (GO): ATP hydrolysis activity; ATP binding; ATP-dependent peptidase activity
Source: RefSeq, a predicted model, not a curated record